Molecule: messenger RNA, 964 nt
Organism: Paralichthys olivaceus (Japanese flounder)
Lineage: Eukaryota; Metazoa; Chordata; Actinopteri; Pleuronectiformes; Paralichthyidae
Product: pleckstrin homology domain-containing family F member 1-like
Biological process (GO): endosome to lysosome transport; endosome organization
Cellular component (GO): early endosome
Molecular function (GO): phosphatidylinositol binding; metal ion binding
Source: RefSeq, a predicted model, not a curated record
UGACACUGAACUUACUUUGGAAAGCCUGUUUGCGUCAUCAACAACUAUAAAUGCUUUUGCCAGGCUGCUUGUUUCWUUAGAGGGACGAGACGAGCACAUGACAACAUCUCACACCCACAGACRGRGAGYWGGAAAGACUCACUUGAGACAAGACAAGGACAACAACAUGGUGUAUGUAACAUUUGAUCAGGAAAACCAGGAGCGGAUCCAUGCUGUUGAAAUUUCAUUUGGACCAUCAGGGAAACGGCUCUCCCAGCCAGGUCGGGUUCUGAUUGGACAGGGCCAGUUGAUGAAGCAGAGCCGUCGGGGGCCCCAGCCUAAAGUCUUCUUCCUUUUCAAUGAUGUGCUUGUGUAUGGCAGCAUCAUCCUGAAGGGCCACUGGAACAAAAAMCAGCAGAUCAUCCUUCUAGAGGACAUUCAGCUGGAAGACUUGGAAGAUGGUGUGAACAUGAAGAACCAAUGGUUGAUCCGUACACCACGCAAGUCAUUCUUCGUGGCAGCUGCCUCAUAUGAGGAGAAGCGAACCUGGAUAGAGCAUAUAGAGGACUGUCRGUUCAGACAGCWGCAGAGUGGGAACCACAGACCUGGUUCUACUUUCGCUGUCYCCUGGAUCCCCGACCAAGCCACUUCCAUCUGCAUGCGCUGUUCCAACAAGUUCACCGUGACCCAACGCAGACACCACUGCAGAAAAUGUGGCUUUGUGGUCUGCGGCUCAUGCUCCAAGAAACGAGCAGUASUUAGACAUAUUCACCCCACUAAGCUGUUGAGGGUCUGCUGCAUUUGUGACUUGAGUCCCCUGAGGACGGAGGCAGAGGCCCAGGGGAUGAGUCGUCUGAGCAUUGGGGAGACAGGCUUGGGUGAAGAUGGGGUGGGAGAGCCCAGUGAAGAAGAGGAGGCAGAGGAGCAAGUGSAAGGCCAUGGCCCAAGCAAGUGGACUGACGCUAUGGACCUUUUUUUGACAUGA